Molecule: messenger RNA, 1150 nt
Organism: Brassica oleracea var. oleracea
Lineage: Eukaryota; Viridiplantae; Streptophyta; Magnoliopsida; Brassicales; Brassicaceae
Product: probable 18S rRNA (guanine-N(7))-methyltransferase
Exons: 10
Coding region: 122-988 (288 amino acids)
Biological process (GO): rRNA (guanine-N7)-methylation
Cellular component (GO): nucleolus
Molecular function (GO): rRNA (guanine) methyltransferase activity
Source: RefSeq, a predicted model, not a curated record
AUUAUUUCCCUUCGUUUUCCUAAAACCCUAAAAAGAUUCAUCGCCGUUCGUCUUCUUCCGCCUCACGCUCGUCUCUUGUUUUGCGCAGCUCCAGAAUCGGGACAGCUCUAAAACGCUUAAAAUGUCGAGUCGACCUGAGUUUCUAGCGCCGCCGGAGAUAUUCUAUGACGACUCCGAGGCCCGCAAAUAUACUUCUUCCUCACGUAUCGUCGAAAUUCAGGCGAGGUUGUCUGAGAGAGCUUUGGAGCUUCUUGCUUUGCCUGAAGAUGAUGUUCCUAGAUUCUUGCUCGAUAUUGGUUGUGGAUCUGGCCUGAGCGGGGAAACAAUCUCUGAGAAUGGGCACCAGUGGAUUGGUCUUGACAUCUCAGCCUCAAUGCUUAACGUUGCUGUUGAACGAGAAGUUGAGGGUGAUCUUUUACUUGGUGACAUGGGCCAGGGCUUAGGUUUCCGUGCAGGAGUCAUAGACGGAGCCAUCAGUAUAUCGGCUGUUCAGUGGUUAUGCAAUGCGGACAAGUCAUCGCAUGAACCUCGUUUGAGGCUAAAGGCUUUCUUUGGGUCACUAUACCGAUGCUUAUCAAGAGGAGCAAGGGCAGUUUUCCAAGUGUACCCUGAGAGUAUCGCUCAGCGUGAGUUGAUCCUUCGCCAGGCCUUACAAGCUGGAUUUGGUGGUGGACUCGUUGUUGACUACCCUCACAGUACUAAGAAGAGAAAAGAGUUCCUGGUCCUCACAUGUGGUUCUGUUCCAACUAGUAUUAACGAUGGGCAUAAAGAGGGUGACUCGGAUGAUGACGAUGAUGAUAGCGAAGAAGAAGAGAAUGGAAUGGUAUGUGUGUCGGAUAGGAGUAGGCCAAGGAAGAAGCAGAGAACGAACAAGAAAGGGAAAGGAAGGGAAUGGGUUUUGAGGAAGAAGGAACAAAGUAGAAGGAAAGGAAACGAUGUUCCUGCUGAUUCCAAGUACACCGCAAGGAAACGCAAGUCGCGUUUCUGAUUUUUUUUUACUAGUCUUAAAAAAGCGUUUUAUUAUGUUACGUCCUUACUCUUUCUACAUUUCGUGUACUCGGAAGUCAAAACCUGUGGCUACUUCUCAGGUGCGUCUUGUGAUUUGCAUUAAGCUUUGUCCUCUUCUAUUUUAAAAAUUAAAUCCAUUAGU